AUGGGUGGUGGUUUCAAUGUUGUUGAAAAAAAAAGUGUAGAUCGAAACGAUGAGGGCGAUGACGAUGGUAUACCCCCUUUUGCCUACUAUGCUCCGUUGUCCUCGAGGUUGUCUACCAAUUAUGUUGGUUAUGCUGGUUGGUCGACGAGUUGGUACUCAAUAAUUGGUUUCAUUGUUUUCUUAUUCUGGACAAGGGUGAUUUGUGAGGCGUUACGAUCGGAAUCGACCCCUGUAAUUUCGGACCGUACAUUAAUCCAUCCUUCUAGUGGUGUCGAUGGUGAGAUUUAA
Messenger RNA from Cavenderia fasciculata, 288 nucleotides. RefSeq lists its product as uncharacterized. The coding region runs from base 1 to 288 and encodes 95 amino acids. NCBI's taxonomy places the organism in Eukaryota, Evosea, Eumycetozoa, Acytosteliales, Cavenderiaceae. The record is from RefSeq and is a predicted model, not a curated record. The transcript is spliced from 2 exons.